Rubroshorea leprosula is the source of this 371-nucleotide messenger RNA. The record is from the annotation of a GenBank genome assembly. NCBI's taxonomy places the organism in Eukaryota, Viridiplantae, Streptophyta, Magnoliopsida, Malvales, Dipterocarpaceae.
AUUUGAGAGAGAACAAUGUCAAAAUAUGAAUCCUCAACAAAUUCAAGCUAAACGAGAGAGAGACCUUGUGCCCUGGUUUGAACAAGCUGUAAUUAGUGAUGAGUUCAUUAAUGUCCAUGAGCAUAUCAAAGACGAUGAGCCUCCUAUUCCUCAACAAAUAAAUAUUGAUGACAUUGCUUAUGAACUUGUGCAAUAUUCUGAUGGGAGGUUUAUUGAAAUACAUGAAGAAGCUGAUGUUGGGGAGGGGAUUGGGGAAGAGGAUGAAAAAGGAGAAUGGGAAGAUUUUGAGACAUCAGAAGAAGAAAACAUAGAAACAUAUGUUGAGGAGAAUGAUAGUAGUGAUGAGUAGGCAAUAAUAUUGAAACUAUUGA